This is a messenger RNA of Aspergillus calidoustus, 1171 nucleotides long. The record is from the annotation of a GenBank genome assembly. Lineage: Eukaryota; Fungi; Ascomycota; Eurotiomycetes; Eurotiales; Aspergillaceae.
CAACCUCUAGCUUCCUCAGCUCUGCGUUCUCCUCUUCGGAGCCUCCAAAGUUGUAAUCGGCCAUGGUGGUUGUCGGAGUCAAGGAUCACGGACACCGCUCGCGACACUGCAGCGAUCGACUAGGAAGGUGUUGAAGUGAAAAUAAAGACCGACGCAAAAGAUCCCCAGGGAUAAGCAAUAACCAAGAUCCCGAUAAGAAGCUAGGAAUCUCCUCUCUGUGUUCCAGAAUGCAGAUGAAGCGAAAUUGAAAUGAAUGAAGUUGCGGUUGCUCUCCGAGUCCCCAGCCACGGGAGAUGCCGCCCUUUUUUUCUUCCGAUCCAUUGGCACCUCCAGUCCCAAUCAGGCUUAGCGUAGAAUACUGCAAUUUCUCAACCCAUCUCAAAGCAACCGGCGAAAGCACUCACGAGAUUCGAAACAUCCUCAAGCACAACAGCACACACACGGACCGUCGCGUCCAAUCCCUUUCGCCAAAAUGGAAUCCGCCCUCCAAGGCUCGAUAACCAAAAACCUCCCGGAGCGCCUCCUCCGCUUCUUCGCCCGCUACCCACCACAAAAGUACUCCGCGCUCGUCCGACCACAACCAGACCCCGAAACCACACCGAAAGCAGACAGCUCGACGCUGCCCUCCCCCUACACUGCGAACCGUGACGCCAAGGGCUUCCAGCGCGAAGACCCGCGCGCCCCCUCCGCCUCGCGCGCCCUCCUCUGGUCGGACCCCAAAUCUCCGAACCCGUUCCUCCCCGUCAAGGUCGGCGAGAAGUGGCAGGGCGCGAGGAUUGGGCUCCGUCGCCAGGCGGAUUUGGUCAAGCUGGCGAAGAAGUAUGGUGUUGAGGCGCUGUUGCCGCCUGGGAGGAAGAGUACGGAGUUUAAGGAGACGAGGCUCGCUGAGAAGGGGUUGACGAUUAAGGGUACGGGUAUUGGGCAGAAGGUUAAGGGUCAUAGGUGGGAGAGGACGAUGGAGACGAGGUUGGAGGAUCGCAGAAAGGCUAUGAUGGAGAUGCCGGAGACGAUUCGGAUGUGGAAGCAGAGAGGUCACGGUCGUGGCUGGAAGAAGUGGCCCAAGAGGUGAGCUCGCUCUUAGUGUGGGCUGGGGCGUGUAUAAUGUACGAUCUAUGGUUUGGUUUCUGGUCCUCGGCUUGUACAGAUCGAUUCGAUGGAGAUAUAAGUUGCU